UACAAAUACUGCCAUGAGGCUGAUAACACAGUUACUGGAUGUGUGGAUGGGUCUUACAAAAGUACUCUGUCAGACAUACUGUCACAUUGGGAAUAGGAAAUAUAAAAUAAACCGAAUGAGAUAGAGGAGCGGGUGGAUCUAUGAGGAAGAUUUUGUAAGGCAUGCAGGACCAACGAAAAGGCGAUGGAGAGACAGGGUUGCCCGCUGUGGACUCGAGAGAUUCUCACCUGCACGCGGCAGACUCCUUCACUCACCUGAGAACAGACACGCGCUCACAGGGAUGGCUCAGGGAAGAGCAGAAUUUUCCAUUGUUGCCAAGGGUAACCAGUGAGUCUGUAAGGCAAUACCUUCAAUUCAGACCUGACCAAUCAGUGAUCAUCUUACAUGCCAAAGUUGCUCAGAAGUCUUAUGGCAAUGAGAAACGGUUUUUCUGCCCCCCUCCUUGUGUGUACCUUAGUGGGCACGGAUGGAAAGUCAGACAAGAGCAGCUUAAAGCAUCAGGUCUCGGUGAGUCCAGCUGUCGUCUGUCCGGGUACAUGGGUCUGGACAGCUCCACCGAUCCUCAGACAGACAGCUUUAAGCUCAGCUUUGAGGAGCAGACAGACAAGAGGAUGUUUGCCUGUGCUAAAACCCUGUACAUCUCAGAUACGGACAAACGAAAGCAUUUUCGUCUGAUACUCCACCUGUUUCACAACGGAGGACAAGAAAUUGGCACCUUUCACAGCCGACUCAUUAAAAUCAUCUCCAAACCAUCACAGAAAAGGCAGUCCAUGAAAAACGCUGACUUAUGUGUUUCAUCGGGCUCAAAGGUGUCGUUGUUUAAUCGUUUACGGUCACAGACAGUCAGCACGCGAUACCUGGCAGUGGAGGACGGGACUUUUGUCGCCAGUGCAAGACAAUGGACAGCCUUCACCAUAACUCUGGUGGAUGGGCUGCAGUCCGAUCGGACUGAAUAUGCCGGCUGUGACAGCUACAUCUGUUAUGGCAGUGUGGUUCAGCUGGUGUGCACUAACUCGGGUGUUGCACUGCCACCGAUGAUAAUACGCAAGGUGAACAAGCAGCACGCAUGUCUAGAUGUGGAUGAACACGUGUCACAGCUUCAUAAAUGUGCUUUUCAGUUCAGAGACAGCAACCACAUGUACCUUUGCCUGUCUAAUGAAAAAAUAAUACAGUUCCAGGCCUCUCCGUGCCCUAAGGAGGCUAAUAAGGUGCUAUUGAAUGAUGGCUCAUGUUGGACCAUCAUUGGAACAGAAGUUGUUGAAUAUACCUUCAGUGAGAGUCUGACCAAUCACCUGACCAUCAUUAGCCCGGUACCCAUCAUCAACGGACUGGAGUUAAAUGGUGGAGGACAUGUGGCCAUGUUGGAGCUUCAUGGUGAAAACUUCAGUCCCCAUUUAAAGGUCUGGUUUGGAAACAUGGAGGCUGAAACCAUGUUCAGUUUUCCUGUGGGAAUCUCUUUCCUCUCAGGAAGCAGUUUUCCUUUUCAGAGUCAAUAAGGCUUUCUGCUCUUCCAGUCCAGCUCAACAUCCACACGUACAUGCAGCAUGCCGACGUCACUCCGACCGGUCGCUGUGGGUGUGUGGGCUCUUAGGAGUCACUUGUUUGAAGGGUUGAAGAACAUUCCUCCAUCAAAUGCUUUGUUCAGUAGCACAGUUGAGCAAACAUGCCAGUUGUCACAUACAGGGUUUAUUGUAUUCAUUAAGAUAGUUAAGACAAUCAUCACUGACAGUGAAAUAAAUUGGGGUAAAACAUCAUUAGACUCAAUCUGAAAGGGGCGAAAUCCAUGGACCAACAUUUAAUAUGAAUCUUUAAUUGUCAUGAGGUUUAGCAGGGAAUUGUUUUUAUUACUAUUAAAUUUUUGUUGUGUUAAAAUCAGUUUAGUAACUAGCAAAAUUUGCUGUGUGUAAUAUUAAAGAAAUUAUUGUUCCUUUGGUACCAAUCAGCAAGGUACAAGGUAAAGGUUUAUUAAAUCAUACUCAAAAUCCCCAACCUUACACACUAAAUAUACUUUGUCUCUUUCAAGCGAAGGAGGGGAGAGCAAGAGUACAUUUUUAUUCCUUUCCUGUUCUUUCGAAAAAAAAACACAGUCAUUAAUUUUAGUGUCAUUAUCAAUUACAUGUCAUUAUAUUGAGUUACAAAUGCAUAAUGAAAGGGAUUGUUUCUGAGAUGUGUCAUUUUUCAUUUUAAUGUGUAUUUCCCAAAUCCCCUCAGUCAGUGGCCAAAUACAAUAUCACUUAUGUUCUCUUUUCUAGUGCAAAAAUAUUUGGGUUUUGAUUAAUUAUAGUACUGUUGUUUUUAUUAGAUUAACCACUUCAUUACUCUACCCUAUACUUGGGGUUACAUUCAAAAUGAGUUAUGUAAUUUUUCCUGAGAGGAGCAUUAUUACUGAAGAUGAAUGGACCUAAGAUUUUUUUUUUGCACUUAUGUUGAAGAACGACCUAAAUCACAUCUAGAUUCCAG
Misgurnus anguillicaudatus (oriental weatherfish) is the source of this 2460-nucleotide messenger RNA. It is a transcript of the gene rbpjl, whose product is annotated as recombination signal binding protein for immunoglobulin kappa J region-like. NCBI's taxonomy places the organism in Eukaryota, Metazoa, Chordata, Actinopteri, Cypriniformes, Cobitidae. The record is from RefSeq and is a predicted model, not a curated record. Gene Ontology annotation, cellular component: nucleus. Gene Ontology annotation, molecular function: DNA-binding transcription activator activity, RNA polymerase II-specific; RNA polymerase II cis-regulatory region sequence-specific DNA binding. Gene Ontology annotation, biological process: regulation of transcription by RNA polymerase II.